Molecule: messenger RNA, 1454 nt
Organism: Lepidothrix coronata (blue-crowned manakin)
Lineage: Eukaryota; Metazoa; Chordata; Aves; Passeriformes; Pipridae
Gene: PDLIM2
Product: PDZ and LIM domain 2
Exons: 10
Coding region: 37-1092 (351 amino acids)
Biological process (GO): heart development; actin cytoskeleton organization; muscle structure development
Cellular component (GO): Z disc; stress fiber; adherens junction
Molecular function (GO): muscle alpha-actinin binding; actin binding
Source: RefSeq, a predicted model, not a curated record
GCCGCCCGGCUCGGCCGCCCCGAGCCACCCGCUGCCAUGCCAGUGACCGUGACCCUGCCCGGCCCGGCCCCCUGGGGCUUCCGCAUCUCCGGGGGACGAGAUUUCGGGAAGCCCAUCACUGUCUCCAAGGUGACGGAGCACGGGAAGGCAGCCAUGGGUGAUCUCCGGGCGGGGGAUGUCAUUGUCACCAUCAACGGGGAGAGCACGGCCGAGAUGCUGCACGUGGAGGCCCAGAACAAGAUCAAGCAGAGCCCUGGGCAGCUCCGGCUGGAGGUGGAGAGGUCCCUGAUGCCACCUCCCAGCCACGCCAACGGGGACACCUCACUGGAGAGGUUGGCCACACGUGUCCAGGACACGCUGAGGACACAGGAUGAGAGCCAGGGUGCCCUGAGAGCCCCCGACCCCAGCCUGGCAUCCCCCAUCCACCUGCCCCACAGUGCCAGCUCCCAGCCCCUGGAGGAGGAGUUCGCCUGUCCAGGCCUCUGUCGGGAGCGAGGAAUCCUGACCCACCAGAACAGCUGCCAGGGGUCCAUCCUGCCUCCACCCCCCUGCCCACCCUCACCGGGGUUUGGAGCCCCCCAAAACCCCUGGGAGAUGCACAGGGAGCGUCGCCCUUCCCUCUCUCCCAACACCUGCAACAGCCAGGGCUCGGAGCCGGCCAUGAGGCGCUUGGAGGAGGACUCGGAGGUCUACAAGAUGCUGCAGGAGAACCGGGAGCUGCGGGCGGCCCCGCGGCAAUCCAGCACCUUCCGCCUGCUCCAGGAGGCGCUGGAGGACGAGGGAGGAGGUGGUCCCACAGCCCCCUUCCCCAGCCGGCUCUCGUCCAGCGCCCGCAAACCCGUGGCCGGGGUCCAGAAGCUGCACGUCUGCGAGAAGUGCGGGAGCAGCAUAGCCACGCAGGCGGUGCGGAUCCAGGACGGGCGGUACCGGCACCCGUCCUGCUACAGCUGCGCCGACUGCGGCCUCAACCUCAAGAUGAGGGGCCACUUCUGGGUGGGCGACGAGCUGUUCUGCGAGAAACACGCCCGCCUGCGCUACCAGGGCCCCCCGGGGGCGCCCGUGUCCCCCCCGCCCGUGUCCCCCCACUCCUGAGCCACAGGAGUGAUGGAGGGGUCACCCUCCGCGUCCCCCCCGUGUCCCGGGGUCAGCCCCCCGCCCCCACAGCCCCACUGGGGUCGGGGGUGUCGUGGGGGGGCUGAGGGCACCACCAGGCUCGGGAUGGCCGGGAUUUUUGGGGAGGGAUGCACUACAGCCUUCGCAGUCUGUGUGAUGAGCUGGGUUAGUUCUCAGCCUGGGCUGCAGCAGUGGGGGACACGGGGGUGACAUUGGGGAGGGGAGACUUUGGGGGGGGUCACAGGGAUGCUUGAGCACUUGGGUGCCAGAGAAGGGCUGGCACCGCUUGUACACUGACUGCAACAAGGUAUUAAACCAGAUUAUAUAUAAAUAUAAUAUAU